Molecule: messenger RNA, 6456 nt
Organism: Bemisia tabaci
Lineage: Eukaryota; Metazoa; Arthropoda; Insecta; Hemiptera; Aleyrodidae
Cellular component (GO): membrane; extracellular matrix
Molecular function (GO): hydrolase activity, acting on glycosyl bonds
Source: RefSeq, a predicted model, not a curated record
UUUGAAGGAAAUUUUUGGACUGUCUUUGAUAUCUUCGAUCGAAUUUGAGUCAGUUUCAGUUUCUGGUGUCGUGGGUCAGGUCCUCAGCGGUGACUGUUACCUGUCUAUAUUCAACUCCCAGCUACAAAAUGUACGCUGGUUUUCACAUCACAUUCAUCCUAGGAGCUAUCUGUACCGUGUACUCAUACAACCCUCCUUACAGAGAGUCAACAGUCUCUAUUAACACCAAAAAAUGGCUCCACACUGUCAGCGACAAAUUUGUCAGUUUAUCUGUCGAUCCACUUGUUCUCAUCAAAUCCGAAAAUUACGGAAAAGCUGCCCUGAACAUGGCGAAAACUUUAUCACCGGCUUACCUUCGAGUGGGAGGUCCCGGUUCUGACAAUUUCUCCUUCCAAUCAAAAAGUGAUGAACUUGACUUCAUGAGCAACACAACAGUCACUGCGAGUGAGUGGGUUUUACUCAAUGAGUUGCUUGAAGACGCUGGUUUGAACCUGAUAAUUUGUCUGAAUGGCAUUACGAGGGUUGAUGGUGUCUGGGACUCGCGGAACACCCUCCAGCUCGUCUCUUUCUCAGACCGUCGCGGUUACAACAUGGACUUCGAACUUGGCUACGAAUCUCAAUGGACCGUGGCAGAAGGGGGCACCUCCCCGGGCGCCGAGAUGGGACGAGAUAUCGUGAGGCUUCGCAAAAUCUUGGACUCAUACCCCCGCUACACUCCCUCGAUGAUCAUCGGACCUGACCUAACCAGACUCGUCAAAUCUGAAGACGUUGCCUUCGCCCGGAACUACUUGCACGAAGCUGGAAACUCCCUGUCCGCUCUGACGUUACAUCCCCGAUUUUCAAGUUCCUUAAAAGCAGAAGAGGAUCCAAGCAUGGAAAUGUUGCAAAUGAUCGCUCAAUUGGAGACCAACGUUUGGGGGAAAGACAUGCUGGCACGCCUCUCCGGAAAAGCACCUCCAAGGAAACCCAUUUGGAUAGCCGAAUCAAGGACCAAAGAAGCACCUCCGCAAUUCAAGGAUGCCAUCAACUGGCUGCGACGAUUAGGUGCUGCUGCCAAGUUAGGAGUCCAAGUUAUGAUGUCUCAGCCCCAUCCAUCCUCGUUCACCAACCCCACCCCUGAUUUUUGGAUGAUGACGUUACACAAGGCUCUCGUUGGCAGACAAGUUUUGGAUUCGAAAUUGAUAUCCGGUAACAAAACAAUGAUCGAAGCUUACAGCCACUGCACGCAGACUGUCCACAACCCAGACACAACGAUUUUGGAUGACACUCUUGUCAAGUACGAAAAAGGAGCUGUGACACUUUUUGGAGUGAACAUGGCAGAUGAGAAGAUCCGACUGAAUCUGAAGGUCAACAUUAAAGAGGAAGAAAUCCACAAAUAUAUUUUAACCGAAGGAAAGGACCCAGCGACUGGAGAGAGAAUCACUCUAUUCAACAACCAAAAAUUGACCUUGUCUCCUGACGGCGAGAUCCCGAUACUGACCCCUAAGAUCCGGAAACCAAACCGAUCCCUGGCGCUGACCCUCCCGGCCAAGUCCAUCUUUUUCGUCGUAAUUCCGGACAUCAAGGCUCGAACUUGCAUGCUACCACUCAGCGCCUUCUUGGAGGACACCGCUCAGGCGCAGGCAAAGGCCCCAGUCCAAGAAGACGUAAUUGAGAGUGUUUCAGUGGAGGAAAAACGGCCGGCCAGCGAGGAAUCGACUGAAAGCAACGAGGUGUUUGUCUCCUUCCGGAGCCCAAUGUUCGCGGAUAAAUCUCUCUCGAAGAUGCUCAGCCACAAGGAUAAGUUCGGCAAAUCCACCAAGAAGUCCUCCGACCCUAAAGCCGAACCAGAGCCAAUCGUCAAGUACAUCACCUUCUCCGACAAUAAUUGGUUAUCCGACUUCCCGAAGAAGAUAGACGUCGCGGCCGCGAAGGAAGAGGACGAUGACUCCCUCAUGGCAGUCGAAGAGCCCGUCCCAGCAAGCUUCAUCCCCUACGGACACACCCUCGAGGCAGAGACACCCGCGUCGAGACGCGAGAAGUACAAGAUCUUCACCGACGCCGUUUUCGGGCGACGCAACAUCUCCAGCAGCGACUCCUCUUACACGGACGCCAACAACCUCGCCCGCUCGAGACCAGCCCGGCACAUCGACCUCAAGGCCAAGGAAGAGGCUCGCGAGAACUCAGUCCGCAAGACCCCCAAAUUGAGCGACAGCAUGUCCAAGUUGGGCCAAUUCCUCGACGAGAACAGGAUCCACCACAUCCGCAAAGAGAGGAUACAGAAGACCCACGCCGAUGCCCCGAUAUUCGAAGAGCUAGAGAGCCAGGAGGCAGUCCCUGUCAGCACCCUCAAGAGCGAAGGGCUCAAGAGACUGAACACCAUCGACACGAAGCACAAGGUGGAGCCAGAGCACAAACGGAAACCAAGGGGCUUAUCUUUGCAAGACGAGUUCUUCAUGAAGCUACUCCUGGAUCUGGAUCUCUACGAACGCAUGGAGGAUGACCAGAAACCCGAAGGAUCGAGGACCAAAAGAGAAAUCGCCCAGAGCGGGAAAUCGAACUCCAACGCCCUCAAAAGCACCUACGACGAGUCGAAGGACAACAUCUUGAGGAUCAUCCGUGAGGAGCGUGGAAGCAAGGUCAACGGCGGAAGACCGAAGCGAGCGCUAUCUGACGAGCAAAAAGCUAAGCUUGAGAGCUAUUUGAGCGAGGUCAGAGAGAAGUACGCUGUCGCUGCCGCUGCUGCGAAGAACAAGAGCGGAGAAAAGGUCUCAAGAGGCAAGCCUGAGAAGGUUAGUUUUGCGAGAGUAGAGAAAUUGAGCUAUGCCAGAGGAGGCGCAAAAGAAGAGAAGGUUGGUCGCGCCAGAGGAGAACCCAAAGAGGAAAGGGUUGGUCGUGCUAGGGUACCACCCAGGGAGGAAAGAGUUGGCUAUGCCCGAAGACAGCAGGAGGAGAAGGUUAGUUACGCUAAGGACUCAGCUAAGGAAGAGAAGACACCGAAGGAAGACAACCUUGGAUCCGCUUAUGACGCGCCAAAAGAGGAGAAAGAAGCGACGCUGGAAGAAAGAAUCAGCGCUGCCAGGGAAGCUGCCCUUGAAGAGAAACUUACCCGAGAAGCAGCACGAGAGGAGAAGCUCAAUUCCAUCAGGGAGGCUAAAGAAGACAAACUUGGACACCCGAAGGACGGAGAGCAAGAGGAGAAGCCAACAGAGGCACCGAAGGAAGAGAAGGUUGGCAAAUCAUCGACGAAAGGAGAAAAGGUUGGUUACGCCAGAGGAGCACCAAAAGAGGAGAGAUUAAGCUAUGCUAGGAGAGUGGGUGGCGAAGAAAAGAUUGGUUCCACGGGGCAGCCCGCGAAAGAAGAGAAGGUAGCCUCUGGGAAAGACGCGAAAGAGGAUAAAGUUUCACGCCCAAGAGUUGGAUCCACGAAGGAAGAGGAAAAGGAUGAAUCAGAAGAACCAAUUGUGUCUCCGAUCAAGUCACGUCACGGAGUAGAAGGAACCCUCGGCGAGAUCGCUCAGAUCAGCAGAGAGAAAAUCAUGCAGGCCGUGAAAGAGAAGGCAGAGAAUUUGAUAUCAAGCAUGAGGAACAAAGAGGCCGCUCAAAGCGUCGGUGCGAAAGAGGCUAAAGAGGAAACUCCUGAGACGAAGGUGGAGGACAAACCCGCGAAAUCUGAGCCUGCGGUCGGUGCCAGCAAGAAAGAAUCAGAAAAAUCGUCCAAGGAAGAAUCGGCUACCGGCGCUGCUGAACGCAUAGGAUCGCCAAGAGUGCGAUCAUCAAGGGUGCGAGCUCAAACUCCGAAGGCAGGUGAGGAGAAAGAGACCGAGAAGAAGGACGGAGAAGCGAAUAAAGUGGGAAAGGAGCGAGAGCCGAAGGUCGGCAAGGAACGGGAGUCCAACGUUGGCAAAGAACGGGAGUCCAAGGUCGGCAAAGAACGGGAAUCCAAGGUCGGCAAAGAACGGGAAUCCAAGGUCGGCAAAGAACGCGAAUCCAAGGUUGGCAAAGAAAAGGAAUCGAAGGCCGGCAAAAAGGACGACGAGAAGACGGAAACUGAGAAAGUGGGUAGCCAGCACUACAAAGUAGGCAGCGAGCGGGAGGACAAAUCAGAGCACGAGAAAGAAAAGUCCGAAUCCGUCGCGUCCGAGAAAUCCACCGUCGCCGCAACGGAGGCCCAACCGGCGACGUCGAACAGCGAGCAGCCCGCUGAGACCGCGAAGCCGUCACGUUUGGGUAAAUCCCGACGCGCGAAACGUGAGAUGAAUUCCUUCCAGCACAGCUUCCGCUACCCCUACACCGUGAAAAACUACGCUGACUACGCUGAAUACAUAAAAAAGGGAGCCAUAGAAAGGAUGGAGAGCUCGGUUUAUGACGCCCCGAAAAUGAUCGAUAGAGAUCCAGUUUGGCGGACGAAUAUGCCCUCGAAAUUGCAUCAAAUCUACCCCGGUUACUACGUCCAAGGUGCGCCCUCUAAAACAGAAAAUGCCAGGUCGAUCCAUUCUGAAACCUUUCGUAAUACUGUAUCAAAAGUCCCCGUGGCCUCUAGCUUUCAAUCCGAGUCAUACGAAGCGUCACCUGAAGUUCCCUACAAUCACAAAAUGAGCAACAAGUUGUACUCCAAUAAACCGAGUCAAAAACCAGGUAAAACGGUCGUAGUGCAAGUGUUCGACGAGAGCGGUAAGAAGAUAGCCAACGAGGUUUAUAGCUCGUUGCAUGAUUACCUUUACCCGGUUAACUACAAUAAAUAUUUGGCACAGAAUCUUCCCAGACCGAGCAUCUCGAAUGAUGAUUAUCUGCAGACAUUGGACUCGAAGUCCAUCGACGACCCCAGCGUUGAACUCACCGCUGACGACUCCACGGAAAAUUUCGCCUCCGACGCCGAUAGGUCCAUCAAAGAGCUGGUCAACGCGAUGAACAAAAUCAUGGCCGGCGAUCUGGCCGACGCAAAAGCCGCCACAGUGUACUCAACGGAAAACAGGGAUUUUUCAAGGGCAAGCGAGUCAGCGGGUUCCUCAAGUGAGUCAUCGGAACAAUAUGAUGAGUCAUCAGUAUGCGUUAAUGACGAAAGCAACGAGAGUGAUGCACAACUGCAAGCCCCCCAUGAUGUUACCUCCACCACCCCUCAAUUUCCAAAAUCCGCAAUUUUGACCUCAACAACUGCAAAUCCUAUCCCGAUGUAUAACCUCAGAGCAUCCGGCUCUACCACUUUUCCACCUGGUAUUUUGACCACCACCCCAGCUUACAAGUUCACAACAAAAUUUGCCGACGAAAUUUCAACCACCACUACGUCAACCCCUAAAUUUGAAACCGCAACGACUGAAUUCUCAAAAAUCCCCUCCACGACAGCUUCCCCCUCAACGACCCCAGGGGAUUUUUUUGGAACUACUUUGACCACCGAGACCACAGCAACAUCCAGCAGCGAUGAGAUGACACUAAUGACGUCACCGAUGACCACCCCCACACCGAACGACCCCUCAACAACUUCGAAAGCACCGACGAUAUUUUUGCCCUACGAAGAUGACUCAAUCGGUCAUUUAUUGCGUUUCAGGCGAGAACUUCACUGGUUGAAAAAUAACGAAAUCACCUCAAAAUCAAGCGAGAAUCUGUCGACUGCCAAACCCAAGGACGACAUCGAGUUGUUGACGAAUGAGGUAUUGACAACUGGCGCUGCCUUCAUUAAAGAGACCAAACAGGCUUCGAAAAAAGAUGACCCUGUAUUCACGUCUGUCCUUCAAAAGCACUACGAUAUCAUGAUGUCCAAGAACCCCAAGUUUAUGACGACGAAAAAAAUGGACGUGUCAACAACCAAUGAUAUCCAGUCCAGUUUUCCUAAAACUGAUACCGUGAUCCAGAAAAUUGAUAAGAAGAUCCAGGAGCAAGUUGAGGCUGGGAAGAAAGGCUUAUCACCAGAGGACGCUGCUAAUGAGGCUUACGUAUCGUUUUUGGCGGCCCUAGCAAACCAGCUGACCAAUUUAAUUGGUCAACUUCAGAACAGUUUUUUCUACAAGCAGGUAAUGGGGAUGUUCCAAACGUGAGGGUCACAUUAGGUAAUAAUUUGGCUGGAAUUUUGAUGCGGUAUUGUCAAAAGUUUUUAGAGUUUCUUACUCGUAUUUCUUCGUAAACGUCUAAUUUGCAUUUUUUACUUCGUAUUAAUAUACGAAAAAAAUGAAAUGAAAAAAAUUCAUCCUGAUUAAGAAUAAUAUACAAAUAGAAAUCUGUGCUCAGCACAAAAACCAAAAAUAUCAGUUUAUCACAUUAUUUUCUUGCACCACGGAGGUUAAACUUAGAACUGCAAGUUUAAUUUCACGAGCAGAAAAUUUUGUUGAGAUGUGAACGCAUAACUGCAUCAAGAUUCCAAAGAAUAUAUUGUUGUCAUGCUGAGUGAGAUUGAAUCUAAUUUAUUAAUGUUAUUUCAAAACAUUUUUUUAAAUUGUAUGUAAGUAUUGUAAAUAUUUUUAAAAUAUAAUUUUUAUACGUUUA